Haliotis rufescens (red abalone) is the source of this 4155-nucleotide messenger RNA. Its product is annotated as collagen alpha-4(VI) chain-like. The record is from RefSeq and is a predicted model, not a curated record. NCBI's taxonomy places the organism in Eukaryota, Metazoa, Mollusca, Gastropoda, Lepetellida, Haliotidae. The coding region runs from base 71 to 2869 and encodes 932 amino acids. The transcript is spliced from 8 exons.
UAUUCAACUCCCCACGUUCAGUUGAAAUCACAGACACACUGGAAGCUCACAGAUACACAUAUCCUUCGACAUGCUGGCCAAAUAUGUUACGUUUAUUUCUUUCAUUAUCUCCAGGAGCUGCAUGUGUUCAACAGGACCAGGUGCCGAGUGUCUCGGAGAUAUCACAUUCGUUAUGGAAUACAAGAACUUCCCCUUUACUGACCCGACUAACUGCAACUGUGACGGCAAACCCGGCUCCUACAUCGUCGGAAGCUGCUGCUGGUGCUACUCCUGUUGGAACCCCUUCUACGACGACUUUCUAGAUGAGCUAGGUGACGUGAGUGGCGUCAAGGUCAACAUGUACGUCAGUGACGUCAGUGCUUUACGUUUGUAUGAUUGUACAUUCGACUUGCCUCAACUUAAAACAACCAGGUGUAGAACGGAGUGUUGGAAUGUACGGACUAUGUCCAAUACGCCAACGAUUCCAGAUGUUGGCGGUGUGGUCGUUCUUGUUGUCGAGAGUAGACUGUCUCAUGUGAUGAAGGACGUCGUUAGUUCCCUGCUUGAUGGUGGUGCUGUCGUCGUCGUGGUCGGCGUUGGCAAUGACGUCAGUCGCCGCGAGCUGCUUCCCUUAGCAACGGAUGAAAACCGUUUGGUGAUGGUGGAGCACAGAGACAGGCUUCAGGAGUCUGUGUCCGAGAUUCGCCAGAAGGCGUGUAACUCAUGUCAGAAAGAUGUGACAUUUGUUAUGGCUUGGGACGAAGUCUCUCCUGGUCGCCAAUCCUUGGGGUGGUGCUCUGGGGGGCUUAUAUCCGAGUUCAUCAAGACUAUCGACAACCAGCUGGAGGUGACCUCAGUCGACUGGUUGCCAGAUGGCAACGCCAAUGGCUGUCAGAUGAACUGGCGAGACUUCUCCACAACCUGCUCCUGCCACAAGUCGCAAUGGCCGGAAUUAAGUCCUUCUCUGCUCUAUGAAAACAUCAUUAACAGAUUCUCAAACCUCAGACCGGAAUAUCCGAAUGUGGUCGUCUUAAUCACCGACAGGCGUAUUGGAUUUUCUAUUGGAGAUACACAAAUAUUUCGUGACAACAAUGUUCUUGUGGUGACAGUGGAAAUUGGAAACACCGGAAGUCAAGAAGAGUUACGGGCCUUGGCGACAUCCAGCAACGUUUCCUUCACCUUGGAGAACUGGAGUUCCCUGACAGGGCUCAUCCCGGAACUCAGGCACCUCGUAUGCUAUGAUAUGUCACUACAACGGAACGAUGUGGCUUGUGAAUCAAGAACAGAUACCACACUCCUCGUUGACCUCUCGCAUAGCAUGACGGGAUAUGUUCCACCCAUGAAGACGUUCUUGACGACGUUCCUGAAGACGCUCAGCGUCAAAGACAAGGACCAACACGUGACCUUGAUAACAUUCUCGUCUAAUGUCAAAGUUGUCUUGGAGAACAGUGUCAACAUAUCUGACCUCCUCGCCGCCAUCAACGACCUGAAACCUCAGAUGGGAGUGUCUGAUAUGUCCGGAGCUUUAACUGAGGCCUUUUAUGUCGUGAAGAGGUCACCUCGGCUUUAUAUGGACACUGGUCAGUCUUGUCCAGCAUUGGCGGCUCUUAUUCUGUCCGACGGCUUGUCUCAGAGUAGAUCUGAUGUUCUGAAAGCAGCAACGAACUUAAAACGUGUCGGUGUCAGGAUUUCGCUGGUGUCCUUUGGAGUCGAGAGUACAGUCUACGAAAACGAGGCUAUGACCUCGAACCAUUACACGUUUCAUUCUUUUAACCGGUCCAUGAACUCUACCCUUCUGAAUGAACUACACUCCGACAUUGUGAAUGUUUCAGCAGAAGCGGCUAAGGGACACAACUCCGCAGCUGAAAGUAAUUGCAGCUAUGAACCAGCCAACGUUACGUUCAUAUUCAAUGUUCAAAGUGAAGAUAUCAUUCAGACGUACGUGGGAGAAUUUGUAAACUUUACCAAGCCACUAUCCAAUCAUCCACAUAUCAGUGUUUUGCAUCCUUUCCACAUUUCCUCUACGUUACCAAAUGACGUGAGAUCUCACAAAACUGUCAGCUCCACCUUAUUAGAAAUGCUUGAGGAGGUCAAGUUCCCGACUGACGUCAACGGCGCGACUUGCGUCAUCAUCGUCAGUGACGAGAAAGUGACAGCUCCUGCACCCCUCUUCCGGCAAAUAUGGCGUCUUGCUGACACGGGGUCAAAGGUUAUGUCCGUUGGAGUUGGCGAUGAUGUCAACAAUUACGUGACAGAGCGAAUUGCUUCAGUGCCAAGAUAUGCCUUUUCUUCAAGAUCCGUUUGGUAUAUCGACAUCGCACAGAACAUGUGGAACAGGUAUUGUGAAGCAUGUGGCUUCACUCCUGCCAUCGAUCUGGUGUUCCUCGUGGAGGCCAGUACUAAAACAUUCUCUCCAUGGAACGACGUCCUCAACUUCCUCAUUGGCGCCUCCGACACCUUCCCCGUCGGCAGACACAACGUCAUGGUCAGCGUGGUCACAUUUGGUCAGCAGACGGUGUCCCAGGUCCGGUUCAACAGCUACACUAACAAGAUGGAGCUGUUCAGAUCCAUCCACAGUCUCCAGCCUCGGAGAGGGCCUGCUGAUCUCGCAACAGUCCUGCAGGAUGUGGACUCCUUGUUUGCAGGUGCCCGCGGAGGAAGACCUGAAGCCAAGAAGGUCGCAGUCCUUGUCAUGGCGCAGAUGAUAACACGCGUCAUCAGUGCGGGUGAGGACACUCAUGUUAUCCUGCUGGAUAUUGGUGCCAAGAGAAAGUAUUCUCCAUCCAAGUUUCUAAAGAAAUCUGAUAUUUAUAUACCGACAACAGGGGCACAUGAUCUGGUGACGUACAGUCGAAACCUGCGUGACAUUGUAUGCAGCAAUGAACCAUGAAUGGCAGACUGUACCUAAACAGAGCGAAAGGAGGGCGAUUCGAGUCACUUUCGACUUGUGCUAAUGUCUGAAAACACUGAAAUUCCAGCCUCUUAUAAUUUUCUUGUAAAAUGAAAUAUUUUGUCUGGCGUUCUGACAGCACGUCUAAAUUCUUGUGUUACAGGUAAGAUUAUAUUUUAUGAGUAUCCCACCAUAUACUGUAGAAUCAGUGGUAGUAAUGUGUGUAUCACGAAGUUAGGCCCCCUGCGUUUCGCUUUGGUGAACACAAUUAUUGAGCUUGUUGAUGAAUUAUACGUUAGGUGCCACCCUUAGGCAUAUGUAUGUACAAUAUUAAAGGGACCUUUGUAAGCCUCUCGGUGAUACGCCCACAAGAGUAGAAACGUCACUAUGCACGACUGUAGGAAUAUCCAUACUUAUGCACGAAAGCCACAUUGUGUUUGCCUGAAGGCUGUAAUUAGAUCAUUGAUAAAACAAGAAAAAACAAGCAGAGAUGUCACUACCUUAGCUUACACCUUGUUGAAUCUUAUAUCUGUCUGGCUGUUCCACCUAGUAAGUAAUAUAAUCCUAACUAUUUGCAUAACAAAGUUGUAGUAGUUGCCCUGUAUUACCUCUGGGGCUAAGGGUGGCCCAGUCUAAGGCGCCGCGAUUCGCUGCGAAGAGUUGCGUCCCUUGGACUGAAAUACUCACACUAACUCACCCAAAACCCGUGCUCGCUCACUCAGUGUAUUACAAAUACUGUAUUAUCUUUAAUGCCCUGUAGUACCUCUCAUGCCCUGUAUUACCUCUAAUGCCCUGUAUUACCUCUAAUGCCCUGUGUUACCUAUCAUGUCCUGUAUUACCUCUAAUGCCCUGUAUUACCUCUAAUGCCCUGUUUUACCUCUAAUGCCCUGUGUUACCUAUCAUGCCCUGUAUUACCUCUAAUGCCCUGUAUUACCUCUUAUGCCCUGUAUUUCCUAUCAUGCCCUGUAUUACCUCUAAUGCCCUGUAUUACCUAUCAUGCCCUGUAUUUCCUAUCAUGACCUGUAUUACCUCUAAGGCCCUGUAUUACCUAUCAUGCCCUGUGUUACCUCUAAUGCCCUGUUUUACCUAUCAUGCACUGUAUUUCCUAUCAUGCCCUGUAUUAUCUCUAAUGCCAAUGUAUUAGCUAUAUGCCCUGUAUUACCUCUAAUGCCCUGUGUUACCUCUAAUGCCCAUGUAUUACAUCUAAUGGCCUGUAUUACCUCUAAUGCCCUGUAUUACUUCUAAUGCCCUGUGGGUCGGUCGGGUAGCCUAGUGGUUAAAGCGUU